Messenger RNA from Parus major (Great Tit), 4165 nucleotides. RefSeq names its product metallophosphoesterase domain containing 1 (gene MPPED1). The record is from RefSeq and is a predicted model, not a curated record. The transcript is spliced from 7 exons. Gene Ontology annotation, molecular function: hydrolase activity. The coding region runs from base 612 to 1520 and encodes 302 amino acids. Lineage: Eukaryota; Metazoa; Chordata; Aves; Passeriformes; Paridae.
AUCAGGAGAGAGGCGGAGGAAGAGGCGCCGGGAGCCUCGCAGCAUCCCGUGCCCCGGCCCCGCGGCGCUGCUGCCGCUGGCCGUGCGGAGCGGGGUGCGGAGCAAGGUAAGGGCUGGCAGCGCACUCCAGGGACCUUGCCUGUCCAUCGAGGGCUGCUCUCCCCGGCUGUACGAGCGCUCGCUGGCCGGGGCAGGGCGGCCGCUGCCCCGCCGUGCCCCUCCGGGAAGUUACUUUGUUCGCAGAGUUGCCGCGGAGGCCGAGCUGGGACCCCCGGGCGCUCCGGCCGCUUGUCCCUCGCGUUCCCCCCACCGUGCUCAGUGUCACCAGCCAACACCGCGAAAGAAGCCCCCGAGAAAAAGCCGUGCGCGCCUUCCCCAGUAAUUUCCCUCGCAUAGCCGGGGCAAGGGGUGAUGGAAGAGGAAGAACUUCCCUUUGUCGUAGGAGAGGAUUGAGUGACCUCCAAAGUUUUGUUCCGGGAGGAAACCGCUCGAUAAGUUUGGUGUUUGGAAGGGGAGUGUGCUGGCUGGGCCGGGGGCUGUCAUGGUGCUGGCUUCCACAGCAGGAAGAUAGCAGAGAUGGUGGCCUGAGGGUGCCGGUCCCACGCGCAGACAUGGCUUUCGCCCAGUCCCACAUCAUGGCAGCCAGGAGGCACCAGCACAGCCGGCUCAUCAUCGAGGUGGAUGAGUACAGCUCUAACCCCACACAAGCUUUCACGUUCUACAACAUUAACCAGGGACGUUUCCAGCCCCCACAUGUGCAAAUGGUUGAUCCGGUGCCCCAUGACGCUCCGAAGCCUCCAGGAUAUACACGAUUUGUCUGUAUUUCUGAUACUCACUCAAGAACUGAUCCCAUCCAAAUGCCAUAUGGAGAUGUGUUAAUACAUGCUGGUGAUUUUACUGAGCUGGGACUUCCUAGUGAAGUAAAAAAAUUCAACGAGUGGCUAGGUAGCCUGCCCUAUGAAUACAAGAUCGUGAUAGCAGGAAAUCAUGAAUUGACCUUUGACCAGGAAUUCAUGGCUGACUUAAUCAAGCAGGACUUUUACUAUUUCCCCUCUGUUUCUAAGCUGAAGCCAGAGAGCUAUGAAAAUGUACAAUCUCUUCUAACAAACUGCAUCUAUCUUCAAGACUCUGAAGUGACGGUGAGGGGAUUCAGAAUAUAUGGCUCCCCUUGGCAACCUUGGUUUUAUGGCUGGGGCUUUAAUCUUCCACGAGGCCAAGCACUAUUAGAGAAAUGGAACCUUAUUCCAGAUGGAAUAGAUAUUCUUAUAACACAUGGACCACCUCUCGGUUUUCUGGACUGGGUUCCUAAGAAAAUGCAACGGGUAGGAUGUGUUGAGCUGCUGAACACAGUCCAGAGACGAAUACAGCCAAGGCUUCAUGUUUUUGGACAUAUCCAUGAAGGUUAUGGUGUCAUGGCUGAUGGAACCACCACCUAUGUGAAUGCAUCUGUGUGCACUGUGAAUUACCAGCCACUUAAUCCGCCUAUAGUUAUUGACUUACCUACUCCAAGGAACACAUGAUUAUAAUGAGGAUUUAAAGUUGUACCCAACACAUUAUCAACUUUAUAUUGCUGGCUGAGAAUCCCAAUAGGGAACCAUUCAACAAAAAAAGCAAAAUCCUUCUUUUUUUCCCUGCUAGCUCUUCACAGAUAAAUUUAGAGUAACAAAAGUGGACAAGAAACAAAGACAUUUUGGUGCCAGAAACAGAUUAAAGACUAACAUUUUACCAUUAAAAUGUUUGUGAACACAGAAAAGUGAAUUCAUUACACACACACACAUACACACACACAUAUAUAUAUACACACACAUAUAUAUAUAUGUGUGUGUGUGUGUAUAAUAUAUAUAUAUCUAGUAGGGGCUUUUGUACAUACCAUAUAUUGGACUUAUUAAAAGAAUGAUGUCUUUCAAAGGAGUGUUUCUUUAAGAAAGUUUGCAGUUUAAACGUGUUUAGACUAGGAUUUCCUCAUUUCAGAUGUUUUCCAGUGAGCUCUUGGUAAAAUAAAAAUUAUGGUAAAGAUGUUUUCCCUUAAUCAACAUGGAAAAUAUAAAAGAUGGUACACAAAUGACCAGUCAGAGGAGGAAAACUAUUUCUCCAAGUCCUCCGAGUCUAAGUCUUUGGAUCUAUUCAAAACCAAUGCAAAAGAGGCCCUAAUUCACUGUACUGAAAUGAAGUUUUACUACAUCUGGCAUUACAGAUGGCAAGGGAAAUGGUACAUAUUGCCAGCAUGCUGUAAACAGCUCAACAUUCAAGAAGGGAGACUGUGUUAAAUGCAGUAUAAACUCAGGAAUUUGUAACCUGGCCUCGCCUGUUUAAAAAAAGAAAAUAAGGAUGACAUUUCCCUUAAAAAAAAAAAAGAAAAAAGAAAAAAUAUAACUGUGUUUUCAUAUGGUAAGGUGAUAUGUGAUUGUAUUUAAGGAAAAAGAAAGAGGAAAAACCUGAAAAGGGCUCACCCAAUGAUUAGUAAUGGUAUUUUAAAUAAAACCCAACGAGACCAUUGGUUUAAAACCUGCUAAUGGGACAUGCAGCCAAUGAUGAGAUUACUGGUUUGAAUUUGGCCCUGGUCAGGAAUGGUUAAAUGUCAUUGUGAUCAUUUUGUCCUUGGGAAACAUAGAUGUCAAGGGGAAGGCAUCAACCCAAGGUGUAGUUCAGACACUCGCUUUUAGGUGGCUGUGAGCAAUGGGUACGCACCAAAGUGUGAAGAGCAGAAGUCACCGCAAGGGACCUGGGACUUGCCCACUCAUGGACACUGCUGAGAGAGGCUCAGCACAAAACCAGUAGAAACCCAUCUGUUGUAUUGCUUUUGGCACCAAGCAAAGCAGGGAACAUGUCAGAUGCGGGUUGAGAUGGUCCACAGCCAUGGUACUGCCUGUGCAGCUCUCCUGCAGUGUUAGCAGAGGUAUUGAAGCUGCUGGGAUUUCAGUCCUGUCCUAGGCAGAAGCUUAAGAAUUGAUUACAAAGCCACCAAAAAACCCAGGGCUUCAGACAUGUCCUGCAAGAAAUGGAUUUCUGCCUCGAACUGACAAACAUGUCCUUUUGACUUGAUGGAGAUAAUUUAACUGCUGUAUUCUAUAUGUGGACAUACUGAAUUGGGGGUGACAGCAUCUAGACAUUAAUCUUGCUCACACACCAUUGGGCAGACCAUAGCACUCCCAGCUCACGGUUGCAGGUCUGUGCACAGCCCACAUCUGCACUCAUGCAUUGGAGAAUUGUGUGUUACAUGGAUGUAAAUGUGACUUUUACAUAGCAGCUGCAUGUACAUUAUACACAUAAACAAUUUAAAAUACCUGUGUUGCAAAAACAGGCCAUGUGAGCUUCAGCUCUGAGCAAGGUGGGCACAAACUCUGCUUUUCCCUGGCUUCCCAUGUGCAGCAGCUCUUCCAGGUGCUGCCUGGAGCUGAGAUGUCCAAGCCCGGUAACUGACUCAUGCUGUGAACCCACAGGAAGCCACCAAACCCCCAGAAAACAUGACAAGUCACAGGUCUGUCAUUUCUUGUAAUCUGUUGGGUGACCAUGUAUCUAAAUUAAUGUGCUGCUUUUUUUCCUGAAAGUGAAACCCAAAACAAUUAGUGGCACCUGCAACUGGUUUUUGGGAGAGUGGUUCACAAAUGCAUGAGCAGUCUGCCAUUAAUUCAGAUGGGGCCACUUGUCAAAGCUACUGGUGUAGAAAUUUCAGGAUCAGCUCCUAAAUCAGUAAGAAUUGAAAUUCACAGUUGAAUAUGUACUCCUGUCAUCACUGGAAGAUGAACAAUAGCAUGUAGUUAGAAUAAAAGUGGCUUAGCUAGUCACAAUUCAAGCGGUUUGCAACAAAUGUGGCAGGAAAUUGGCUGCAUGUUAAAGUCUGAAAUGUUUACAUUUGCUCAUGGCACUUAAAGUGAAGGGAAGAGGUCCUUUUAUUAGCCUCAGCAAAAUUUCUAUGUCAACCAUAAAAUAUUCUCUUAAAAAUAAUUUUUCCUAAGGUAUCUUCCAAAUACUGUGUAUUUUUAUGUGGAAAGGAAAUGAAAGCAACUGUUACUUCAAAAUAUCAUUUAAAGUACUUGAGGUAUGAAAGCUUAAAGAUUAUUUAAUCAUUUUGGCAUAACUUGAGUGUUGUAAUUUUUGGUCAAGCAUGUUAGAUGAAUAAAGUCUUAAAAAAAAAAAAUGAACAAAUGAACAAAAAAAAACCACA